Messenger RNA from Acomys russatus (golden spiny mouse), 1572 nucleotides. It is a transcript of the gene Slc2a7, whose product is annotated as solute carrier family 2 member 7. Lineage: Eukaryota; Metazoa; Chordata; Mammalia; Rodentia; Muridae. Gene Ontology annotation, biological process: monosaccharide transmembrane transport. The coding region runs from base 1 to 1572 and encodes 523 amino acids. Gene Ontology annotation, cellular component: membrane. The transcript has 12 exons. Gene Ontology annotation, molecular function: hexose transmembrane transporter activity. The record is from RefSeq and is a predicted model, not a curated record.
AUGAAGAACAAAGGGACAGGGACACCUCUGCCCAUGCCACACGUGGAAGGGCGCCUCCAGCCCACACUGGUCCUCACUACCCUAAGUGCGUCCUUUGGCUCGGUCUUCCAGUACGGCUACAACAUUGCUGUGAUCAACACGCCGCACAAGGUAGGCAAAAGGUGGGGCCCUGUCUUCCAGGUCUUGAAGUCAUUUUACAAUAAUACAUACUUUGAGCGACAUGGGACGUUCAUGGAUGAGAAUACUCUGCUGCUCCUGUGGUCCUGCACUGUCUCCAUGUUCCCUCUCGGAGGCUUACUGGGGUCCUUGAUUGUUGGCCCACUGGUCAAUAAGUGGGGCAGAAAAGGGACGCUGCUGGUCAACAACGUCUUCGCUAUAACCCCUGCCAUCCUGAUGGGGGUCAGCAAAGUGGCCCGGUCUUUUGAGCUCAUCAUCCUGUCUCGAGUGCUGGUGGGAAUCUGUGCAGGCAUCUCCUACAGUGCUCUUCCCAUGUACCUGGGAGAACUGGCUCCCCAGAACCUGAGGGGUACGUUAGGGACAAUGACCGAGGUAUUUGUCAUCAUUGGAAUCCUCCUGGCACAGAUCUUCAGCCUGCAGGCCAUCCUGGGCAAUGACACAGGCUGGCCAAUCCUCUUGGCUCUCACCGGGGUUCCUGCACUGAUUCAGCUCCUCUCACUGCCCUUCUUCCCCGAGAGCCCCCGCUACACUAUGAUUGAGAAAGGGAACAAGGACAAAGCAAAGCAAGCUCUAAGGAGGCUGAGAGGUCACAACUAUGAUGUGGAGGCCGAGAUAGAAGAAAUGAGCACAGAGGAACACAUCGAGCGAGCUGAGGGUCGCCUGUCGGUGCUCAGCCUCUUCAGCUUUCGGCCCCUGCGCUGGCAGCUGAUCUCUAUAAUUGUGCUCAUGGCGGGUCAGCAGCUGUCCGGGAUCAAUGCGGUCAACUACUAUGCAGAUGUAAUCUACACCUCGGCUGGUGUGGACCCCACCCAGUCCCAGUAUGUGACUGUGGGUUCUGGUGUGAUCAACUUGGUGAUGACUCUCAUCUCGGCAUUUACCGUGGAGCGUCUGGGGCGGCGCACUCUCCUGCUCUCUGGCUAUGGCAUCUGCUGCUCUGCUUGCCUGGUGCUGACUGUGGCACUCCUCCUUCAGAACACGGUCCCUGAGCUGUCUUACCUUGGCAUCAUCAGUGUCUUCGCCUACAUCGUGGGACAUUCCAUAGGGCCCAGUCCUGUCCCCUCAGUGGUGAGGACAGAGAUUGUCCUGCAGUCGUCUCGGACAGCUGCGUUCACGGUGGAUGGCGCUGUGCACUGGCUCACCAACUUCAUCGUGGGCUUGGCUUUCCCGUCCAUCCAGGUGGCCAUCGGGGCCUACAGUUUUCUCAUCUUCGCUGCGCUCUGUCUCCUCACGGCUGCCUACAUCUACGUGGUAAUCCCUGAGACCAAGGGCAGGACAUUUGUGGAGAUAAACUGUGCUUUUGCCAAGAGAAAUGGAGUGGGGUUUCCAGAACAGAAAGAAGGAAGCAUGGCCAAGCCCCACAUGUCUUCUCUGCCUGCAAAGGAAACGUCCUUCUGA